CACACACAUACGCACGCACACGCACACACACACACGCACGCACGCACUGAGCAGUCCGGCGUUGCCCCUAAAAGCAAAGAGGCGAAACAUGCUAAUCACUACUAUCAGCACCAGCACAGGCACCGCACCUCGCAGCGCGCUCUCGCUCCGUCCCCCACUGACUCCUGGAUCGCGCCUCGCUCCUGAAACUCUGCUCCGUGUCGCUAAAAUAAGCUCGUGCAGCCAUGCCGGAGGCAGGAAAACAGGAGGAGCGGUAUUUUUAGCGCCGUGCGCUGCGCACCACGUGCCCCCGAGGUAAACCGGAUGGCCACCGCGCGAAGGUCGCUCGGCAGUAUGGUCCGCGAGGCCAGCGCGCGCUGGCCGCUCGCCGCCGCCGCCGCCGCGCUCUUCCUCGGCUUGCUGACCGGGAUCGGGCCGCCCGGCGUCAGCGCCACCAACGGGACCUGGCCCGAGCGCCGCUGGGAGAGCCUGCUGUCGCGCUCCGUCCUGGCCAUCUCGGGCGAGAGAGCGGACACGAGCUGGGAGAACGACUAUUUGCUGGGCAUCAAGCGCGUGCGGCGGCUCUACUGCAACGUGGGCAUCGGGUUUCACCUGCAGGUCCUCCCAGAUGGCCGGAUCAGCGGCGUGCACGACGAGAAUCAGUACAGUCUGAUCGAAAUUUCGGCGGUCGAGCGCGGCGUGGUGAGUCUGUACGGCGUCAAGAGCGAGCUGUUCGUCGCCAUGAACAGCCGAGGAAGACUCUACGGCACGCCCACCUUCAAACACGAGUGCAAGUUCAAGGAGAGCUUGCUGCCAAAUAACUACAAUGCCUACGAGUCGUUCGUUUACAAGGGAUUCUAUAUCGCUCUCAGCAAACACGGCAGAGUGAAGAGAGGCAACAAGGCCAGCACGUCCAUGACGGUCACUCACUUCCUCCCUCGAAUAUGAGCAAGACUGGCAGGGGCUCUCUCGUUUUGCACAUGUGGUUUGCUCUCCAGCAUGGGAGACGAUGAAUAUAGUACAGUACCCACCAAAAAGAGACUGCGAGAAUACUACUCUGAUAAUAUUUAUUGUAACUUUAUAUAUGUAUAUUUGGA
Clarias gariepinus (North African catfish) is the source of this 1076-nucleotide messenger RNA. RefSeq names its product fibroblast growth factor 6b (gene fgf6b). The coding region runs from base 304 to 927 and encodes 207 amino acids. The record is from RefSeq and is a predicted model, not a curated record. Gene Ontology annotation, molecular function: fibroblast growth factor receptor binding; growth factor activity. NCBI's taxonomy places the organism in Eukaryota, Metazoa, Chordata, Actinopteri, Siluriformes, Clariidae. The transcript is spliced from 3 exons. Gene Ontology annotation, biological process: cell differentiation; animal organ morphogenesis; positive regulation of protein phosphorylation. Gene Ontology annotation, cellular component: cytoplasm.